Molecule: messenger RNA, 714 nt
Organism: Rhizophagus irregularis DAOM 181602=DAOM 197198
Lineage: Eukaryota; Fungi; Glomeromycota; Glomeromycetes; Glomerales; Glomeraceae
Biological process (GO): positive regulation of transcription initiation by RNA polymerase II
Cellular component (GO): transcription regulator complex; nucleus
Molecular function (GO): DNA binding; transcription coactivator activity
Source: RefSeq, a predicted model, not a curated record
CUGCAUAUAUUACCUUGUCUUGUCUCAGUUACAUUAAUUUGGCUUAUGAUCUGCGUUUUUCGCGUUAUAAACAAAUUCUACACAUUUACACUAUAAUUUUUGGAAUAAUGUCUUCUAAUAAAAGAAAAAGCUCAAAAUAUAUUGUUGAUAGCGACGAAGAAGCUGGUUUUGAGGAGGAGGAGCAACAAGUUGACGAUGAUGAGGAGGAAGAAGAAUUUGAAGAAGUUGAUGAGCCCAAAGCGAGUAAAAAAGGCUCUUCUCGAAGCUCAAAAAAAAUUAAAAAAGAUGAUUCCGAUAGUGAUCGAAGUGAUCGAGGGGAAAAUAGUGCCGGAGAGACAUAUUUCAAAUUGUCUAAUAAAAAAAGAGUGACCAUUCGCGAAUGGAAAAAUAUGGUUUUAAUUGACUUUCGUGAAUUCUUCGAGACUAAAGACGGGAAAACACAACCAACAAAGAAAGGCAUUUCUUUACAACUGGAACAGUGGAAUAAACUGAAAGAGUUAGUUUCUGACAUCGAUAACGAGAUUAGAAAACUAAAAUAGUCCUUGUUUCUUUUUUGUCAUUAUAUUGAUUUCUUUAUCUGAUUAUAACUUUGAUUUUCUUUAAGAUAAAUUUAGUUUAAAAAAUAAUCAAUUCUUUCGUAUAAUGAAACUUGUAAAAUAUUCAUCUUUUAUACUUUUUAUACUCAAGAUUAGUUUCUUUUUUGAAAUAUCGUUG